AUGGCUUCAGAGCCAGCAACAAAACGAGACUCGCUGGUCUCGAACGUCCGGCCUCUCAUAUCCAACUUCCUUGAAACAAUCGACUAUGAUCCGCCGUCGAGGCCCAACAGGAGCGCCCUUCGUGCCGCCAUGACUGAGUAUGCCGCCACUUCCGGAGUCCCCUACAUCGAAGACAAGCACUCCCGCCAAUGUUUCGAGACGGGACUCUCCGUCGCCAUAGACAUGUAUCCUAGCCACCCUCUUGAAGUUCAGCUCCACAUCGGGAUCUUCACGUGGCUUGGAUUCCUCAUCGACGACACGAACAAAUGCAUAAGCUCCGACCUGGCGCAUUUCCAAGCCCGCUUCUACACCGGCCAACCUCAGCCGUCGCUAUUAUUGGACCACUUUGCACACACUCUACGUAAAACUUACCAAUAUUACGACCCGGUUAUCGCCAAUACAAUAGUCCUCUCCGCACUAGCCUUUGUGAAUGCAAAUGCGCUCGAGACACGACGGGAGUUCCAGGAGCUCGUGCCCUCACAGGCAGCUGCAAGCUGGCCGUACUACUUUCGGGACAAGGAGGGCCUCCCUGACACAUAUGCCGGCUUCAUCUACCCGAAGGCUCUGUACCCCAAUAUCGGAAGCUUCCUGCAAGCCUUCCCAGACAUGGGAAGGUUCAUUAACCUGACAAACGACAUUUUAUCAUUCUACAAGGAAGAGGUCGCUGGCGAGACCAAGAACUACGUCAACAGCAAAGCCAAAAGCGAGAAGAAGACGGCCAUGACGGCCAUGAGAGAGAUCGUCGCAGACACCGCUCAGCGAUACCUGAGUGUGACAAGCGUCCUCGCCGGCAAAGAGCCCUAUGCCCGGGCGUGGCACGAGUAUGUCAUGGGCUACGUGGACAUGCAUCUCAGGAACGACCGUUACAUGUUUGCAGACAUUGGCCUUGACGACAGGUUCAUGAACCAAUAA
Diaporthe amygdali is the source of this 951-nucleotide messenger RNA. RefSeq lists its product as uncharacterized. NCBI's taxonomy places the organism in Eukaryota, Fungi, Ascomycota, Sordariomycetes, Diaporthales, Diaporthaceae. The coding region runs from base 1 to 951 and encodes 316 amino acids. The transcript is spliced from 3 exons. Gene Ontology annotation, molecular function: carbon-oxygen lyase activity, acting on phosphates. The record is from RefSeq and is a predicted model, not a curated record.